Molecule: messenger RNA, 1062 nt
Organism: Aspergillus thermomutatus
Lineage: Eukaryota; Fungi; Ascomycota; Eurotiomycetes; Eurotiales; Aspergillaceae
Product: TauD/TfdA dioxygenase family protein
Exons: 9
Coding region: 1-1062 (353 amino acids)
Cellular component (GO): cytoplasm
Molecular function (GO): 2-oxoglutarate-dependent dioxygenase activity
Source: RefSeq, a predicted model, not a curated record
AUGACAGCUGGCGGAUCAAACUCCCCCUACCCACGACCUCAGAGGACUUCCGGGGCUCUGGAUAAGUUCAAGUAUAUUGAGACCAGUCCUGCCCUUGGAAGGGAGUACCCAGAGCUCCAGCUAUCUUCCAUCAUUGACAAUGACGAGAUAGUUCACGACCUUGCAAUCACCGCAUCUGAGCGCGGAGUUCUCUUCUUCAGUGAUCAGGAUAUCGCCCCUACAGACCUUAAGCGACUCAUCCUGAAAAUUGGUAAAUUGACCGGGAACCCUAAAGAAGCUGGCCUACAUCGCCACGCCUCCUCCAUCCAGAGCAACAAGGACCUGGGGAUUCCUGAGGCUGAUGACCCUGACAUUCUGGUUAUAUCGUCCGUGGCUCAAAAGAAGGACUUGCAAGGUGCCUUGCCAGCAGGUACCCGUAAGUUUGCAAGCUGGGGAUGGCACAGUGACGAGUCUCAUGAGAAGUUUCCUCCUGCGUAUACCGGCUUCAAGAUAGCCAAAGCCCCACCCACUGGCGGCGACACCCUCUUUGUCUCCUCCUAUGGUCUCUACGAACAUCUCUCCAAACCGUGGCAGAAGUUCGCGGAGACCCUGACAGGCGAGUCUUUCCUGUUUUCUACUCACCAUGCGGCCGAGUAUCUUCGACUCAAGGAGAAGGGAAUGCCAUUUAAUGGGGAUAUCCAGCGAGGCCACCCAGAGAAUGUCGGUCUUGAUUUCACCGCAUCACACCCUGUUGUUCGGACAAAUCCGGUUACAGACUGGAAAGGCCUCUUUGGUGUGGGUUGGGGGUUGGUGGAUGGUCGUUUUGAUGACAUGACGGAGCACGAAAGCAACCUGCUCAAGGAGUAUUUCCUUCGCAUGAUUACCGACAGCUCUGACCUCCAGAUUCGUAGACACUGGAACGACAACGGGGUUGCAAUCUGGGAUAACCGCGCCGUGCAUCACAAUCCAACGUAUGACGUUGUCGAGGGAGAAAGAACGACCUUUCGUAUUGCUGGAAUUGGAGAGAAACCCUAUCUCGACCCAAACUCUACUUCAAGGGCCGAGUUCCUUCAGAAGAAGUGA